Molecule: messenger RNA, 2578 nt
Organism: Pelobates fuscus (common spadefoot toad)
Lineage: Eukaryota; Metazoa; Chordata; Amphibia; Anura; Pelobatidae
Gene: PLAT
Product: plasminogen activator, tissue type
Exons: 15
Coding region: 171-1856 (561 amino acids)
Biological process (GO): platelet-derived growth factor receptor signaling pathway; smooth muscle cell migration; plasminogen activation
Cellular component (GO): extracellular region
Molecular function (GO): serine-type endopeptidase activity
Source: RefSeq, a predicted model, not a curated record
AUUGCUGCCUGUUUACAUGCUGGAAGCACAGCAGGGUGAAUAAUUCUGAAUCAGAAUGCACAUCUCUCAGGUAUAUGUACCAGCUCACAUCACCGACAUAGCUUGUAGCUGCUGUUAGUCUGCAAGGACAAUACAAACCAGUCCAGUGAAGAGUAACAGAACAAGGAACCAUGCUGAAGGUCAACAGAGCUCUGCUUGGUCACAGCAAACUGACAGUCUUUUUCAUACUCUUGCUUGGAGCGGUCAUUUCUGCUAGCAAUCAGGGUUUUCACCAGCGGAUGAAGAGAGGAACAAGAGCAAACAAAUCAAUAUGUGUGGAACGUCUCUCGGGAAGAAUCUAUAAUGGAGGUGAUAGCUGGUUGCGACCUUCUGGCAAAAGAGUAGAGUUCUGUCGCUGUCAGGAUGGGCGAAGAAAAUGCCAUAGUGUGCCAGUCACAGAUUGCAGUGUACCGCAGUGUUUCAAUGGAGGGCGCUGCCAGCAGGCUUUGUACUCAUCACACUACCUGUGUCAGUGUCCGAAUGGCUUUAAAGGGGAGAACUGUGAAAUAGAUACCCUCGAAGCCUGUUAUGAGGGCUCAGGCACCACAUAUAGAGGGGUUCAUAGCGUGACUCAGAGUGGAGCAGUCUGUGUGAACUGGAAUUCAGAGGGCAUUAGGAGACAGCUAUACCAUGGACAUCGGAGUGAUGCUUUGCAACUGGGACUAGGAAACCACAACUAUUGCAGGAACCCUGACAAUGAUUAUAAACCCUGGUGCCAUGUAUUUAAGGAUGGAAGGUACACAUGGGAAUUUUGCAGUGUGCCAGCUUGCAAACUUGAUUCUCCUACUUGUUACUAUGAUCGUGGCACAACAUACCGCGGAUCACAGAGCGUCACAUUCUCAGGGGCACCAUGUUUGCGCUGGGAUUCACCAUUAUUACAGCACAAAGUAAAUACAGCAUGGCACAGCAAUGCACGCAGACUUGGGAUGGGAAGCCACAAUUACUGCAGGAAUCCAGACAAUGACAUUCGCCCCUGGUGCCAUGUUGCUCGAGGGACGGAGACAGCUUGGGAGUUCUGUGAUAUACCCCGAUGCACUUACUGUGGUACCCGACGACCCCAACCGGCACAGUACCGCAUUCUUGGAGGGAAAAGUGCCCAAGCAACAUCACAUCCUUGGCAGGCAGCCUUCUAUUUUCUGGCUAGAAAAUCCUUAAAUGAACACUACUUUUGUGGUGGGACUCUUAUUCACAAUUGCUGGGUGCUGUCUGCUGCACAUUGCUUUACUGAGAGAAUUCCCAACAGUCGGAUGCGUGUUAUAUUGGGUCGUUCUAUGCGGAGUGUACCAGCUGAAGAGGAACAGAAAUUCUUUGUCGAGCAGUUGAUUCUCCACCCUGAUUUCGAUGCAAAAUCCUUUGAUAAUGACAUAGCACUGAUCAAGCUCCGGUCAGUCUCUGGAACAUGCGCCACAGAAACAGAACGCAUUCGACCUGCCUGUCUCCCUGAGCCAGGACUUUCCUUACCAGACUGGACUGAGUGUGAGAUGUCUGGAUUUGGGAAGACAGAGGAAUUAUCACCUUUCUAUUCUGAUCGGCUGAAGGAGGGUCAUGUCAGGCUCUAUCCUGACAAAAUGUGCACUUCAGAACGUCUAGCAAACCGAACAGUCACCGCAAACAUGCUGUGUGCAGGUGACACCCGGAACAUAGAUGAUGCAUGCCAGGGUGACUCUGGUGGACCUUUAGUCUGUCCUCAUGAUGACCGCAUGCAUGUACUUGGAGUCAUCAGCUGGGGAGUUGGGUGUGGGAAAAAAGAUACUCCAGGGGUUUACACUCGCGUGACCCGAUAUAUGGACUGGAUACAGAAACACACUGGCAUCUGAAAAUGCUGAAAGGAGAUGCACACAUACUUGAACCACUAUGUGAAGUUCUGGAGAGCCAUCAAACCAAAGGCUUAUGGAUAAUUCCACCUUCACUUCUUAGUCAUUCCACUUUUUUGUGAAAGUCAUACCAGCUUGCUUAUCUCUUCUAGCUGGUAUUAGGGCAGUAGAUACAUACGUUAAGUUAUAUUAUAUUAUGUAUUAAAAGGUCCAGUGUUAUACCACCAUGUGAAAACUGGAGAAAAAACAACAACUCAGCAGUCGAGUUGAACCACAAAGGAUUCUCAAGAGACCACAUUUAGUGGUAUAUGUGCCACCAGAAGUAAUCAAUUUGGAUAUCAUGUUGGCUAAGCAAAUCAUUAGAAUGACUAUUUAUAAAGUGCUAAUAUAUUCUACAGCGCUGUACUAUAGGUGGACGAGACCACUAAUACAACAAGAUACAUUUUCUUUACAUGAACAGAUGUGUUGUGGACUCAAAUGAGCUUACAAUAAUUGGAGGUUUGGCAUUAAAAUGUUUUGUUUUUUCUGUAGUAGCUACCUGUUUGCUAUCUGUGAACCAAUUCAUGGAGAGUGUUGACUUCUUCAGCAGUGACUGGGCAAAAAGGGACAAUUACUUUGUAUUAUCUGAAGUGAAACCCCAAACUUGACUACCAGCAACAGCGGCGCUACUGAUAAAUAUAAAUACUAAAUGUAAAAUAAAUACUUAUGUAUGACACUCUCCCGUA